AUGAACGGUGGCGAGGAGUUUGCGCAGCUUUUGUUGGAGGGGAAGAAAGGGGAGGCGUUGUUAGGGACUUGGAUAACGCCUGGUUUGUGCACCACCAACACCAGCAGCCGCAUUGGCAUAGGAGGCGUCCCGUCACCGAACGAUCAUUAUCCUGCGUUCAGCGGUAUAACCCUCCCCAGCGUCCCUUUCCUCCCUACCUCCCGCGCCUUCGCCCCCCACCCAGUCUCACUUCAACAAGAUCAUUCCCCUCUCCCAGAAGUCGACACCUCGCCGUCUAACCCCUCUUUCCAGCUCGAAAGUCCGCAGCAAGAAUCACCGUUCAACGAAUCCUUCCCUCAGCUCACAUCAUCACUUCGUCGGCCGAGUCCGCAUGUUACACUAGGUCCCAUGGAUCCCUUGCCUGAUGCGAUGGACUGGCUGACCCCAGCGUCAGACGUGGAUGUAGUGUAUUCGGAGGCACCGACGCCUUAUGAGUACGAGGGCCACCUGCGUUCGCGCGGGAUGACCUUUCUAUCUUCGCCCUCGCGAGCUCGAGGAGCGAGGAUGAACGUGAACACGAACAACCCGCCCAACAACCUUCUGUUCCUGUGCUGCACCAGCCUAAACACUCAGCCCACUGCUACUGCGUUCAGCGAUAUGUGGAAAGAUGUGGGUGGGGCGGUAUAUGGUGGUUUGAGCGUCGUUGAUGGCUAUGCCGCCGACGUGGCGUUUGAUACCCUGUUUGAGCCCUUAGGGUUCGAUGCUGGCUAUGGCGUUGAAGGAGCAGUGGGAGCGGUGGGGUAUGAGUAUGCGGAAGGGAUGGGUAUGGUUGUUUGA
Messenger RNA from Laccaria bicolor S238N-H82, 816 nucleotides. RefSeq lists its product as uncharacterized. The transcript is spliced from 3 exons. The record is from RefSeq and is a predicted model, not a curated record. The coding region runs from base 1 to 816 and encodes 271 amino acids. NCBI's taxonomy places the organism in Eukaryota, Fungi, Basidiomycota, Agaricomycetes, Agaricales, Hydnangiaceae.